CCCAACAUCAACAGAAUUGGUAGGAAUAUAGUGCUACUAUUAGUAGAUUCUCAAGUAACUAGACUAUGGCAGAACUACCUGCACCGACGGAGCUGCUGGUGCAGGUGCAGAAGGAUCCCAACCGGGAGGGUGAGACAGUGAUCCAGGUGGUACGGCAUGCAGAGGGACCACGGCCCACUGACGACGAGGACGACACGGGCGGGGAGGAGCCCGUUGCCCGCGAGCCGACUGAGAGCUCCAAGAAGAUCUACCUGCAGCGCUACCGCUCUGCCUGGGAGGAGGUGCCCGCAUUCCGCGACUGGCUGAUGCCUGUACCCGACGACCCGUUCUCCGCGGCCUGCGCCUCCUGCGAGUGCUCGAUGAAGGCCCACCGCCAGCUGCUGAUCGAGCACUGCAAGAGCAAAAAGCACCAGCGCCAACUGGGCCACCGCAAUCCGCUGUACACACCCGGGCCGGCGGCACGGCGCGGCAAGAAGCGCGCGCCCGCCUCGUCGCCCACGCCCUACCGGCGGAUUAUGAAGCAGCUGAAGCCGGAGCGCGAUGAGCUCGAGGUAUCCUACAACGACUCAAGCCGCGUCACGUACGCCAUCGGACUGGGCGCACAGCGCGUCGGCUUCAUCGGCUCGGGGAGCGUGGCGCGCGCUAUCGCCAAGGGCAUGCUGGACAAGGGCCUGGUCGUACCAGCCAAGGUGAUGGUGAGUGCGCCCAGCGACCGCAACUUCGAGACCUGGAAGAAAUGGGGCUGCCGCACCACGAUCAGCAACGACAGCGUGAUCCGCACGUGCGAGAUUGUGUUCCUGGCAGUGAAGGCGUCGGUGCUGGAGCCGCUGGUGGCGGAGCUGGGUGUGAUUGGUGAGGACAAGUCGCGCUGCUUCAUCUCGCUGGUGUCGGGCGUGAGCCGCGAGCGCGUGGCCGCGCUGCUGGCCGGCCGGCGUGAGCUGCAGACCGAGAUGGCAGAGCUACACGUGGUGCGUUGCCAGCCGAGCACGCCGCUCAUGAUCGGCGAGGGCUGCUGCUCGUACUCGGCCGCCGCCGACCUGCCGCACCACUGGCUGCUCGCCGUCGAGACCAUCUUCUCGGCGCUCGGCAUGUGCUAUAAGGUGGAGGAGGGCCUGAUGGACGCGCUCGCCGGCGCCUUUAGCAGCGGGCCCGCCUUCGCAUACUCGUUCGUCGAGGCGCUGGCGGCCGGCGCCGUCAAUAUGGGCGUACCGUGGCACCUAGCGCGCCCCAUGGCCGCGCAGACGGUACUGGGUGCGGCACGCAUGCUCAUGGAGACCGGCUGUACGGCGUCCGAGCUGCGCGACGAGGCCUCGCCGCCCGGCGGCACCACCUCGGCCGGCCUCAUGACGCUGGAGAAGGAGGGGCUCAAGUACGCCGUGAUGGCGGCCGUGCGCGCCGCCACCGAGCGCUCCCGCCAACUCGGCCGCGACGAGGGCCUUGCCGGCGACCCGCUGCAGUGA
Molecule: messenger RNA, 1460 nt
Organism: Pollicipes pollicipes
Lineage: Eukaryota; Metazoa; Arthropoda; Thecostraca; Pollicipedomorpha; Pollicipedidae
Product: pyrroline-5-carboxylate reductase 3-like
Exons: 2
Coding region: 66-1460 (464 amino acids)
Biological process (GO): L-proline biosynthetic process
Molecular function (GO): pyrroline-5-carboxylate reductase activity
Source: RefSeq, a predicted model, not a curated record